AUGAGCUUGUUAGAAUCAGAAAUCUUUGAUGAUUAAAAUGAACUAAGUAAAAAGAUAUAUAAGGACUUGGAAUCAAUUUUAGGAUGUGCCUUAGAAAUUGAUUGCUUAAUUGAAUACUUUCAAGGAUCACAACCAUAACUUGUUAAUAUGGGAUUAAAUAAAUUGUAUAAUCUCUUUAACCAUUCAAACUUAAUGCAUCUAGAAAUUAAAUAACAAUUGGAAAGUUAAAUUGGGAACAAACAAGCAGUUUUGGGAGUUAAAAAUGAAUCCAUUUAAAUCACUCUUGAAGUUUAGAAGUAAAUAAUUGAUAAACAAAUCCAAUAAACUUUAAACUUUCACAUUGAUAAGAACUUAGCAUAAUUCAAUAUACCUUUUUAAUUAGAAUUGAUUAAGCUAGAAUAAUUUAAUUAAUAUUCAAAGGAGUCACUUAAAGACUUAUUUCAUUCUGAUGAAUAAACCUAUCACUAAUUUAUACAAAGAAAGUCCAGUCUAAAAGAAUCAUCUUUUUUGAGAAGAUCACUUAGUCUUAAAGUUACAACAUCAAUUAAAUCAGUAAUUCUAGAAAAAAUUGAGUAAAUAUUUACCGUUAUUCAAUUUUUAGGUAUAGAAAAUAAACAAUGAUAAAUAAGCUUGAGCAUAGAUUUCCUAAAUUGGCUAGUUUUGAACCUAUUAUUCCAUAUAUUCUUGGACUCUUUAUCAAUAUUGAAAGUGAAGGUUUAUUUGGGGAUUUCUAGUCAGCAAAAGAUUAAUUAAAAUCUGUGCAUCACACAGUUUUUACAUUAUGUUUUAACAAUUUCUAGCAGAUCCUUUCAACUGAAUAUGUGAAGUUACUGGUGAAACUAGAUUUUUAAUAGUUUGUCUUGGGUAAUUUUAAAACAUCAUUUCAAAUUGAAUUUGAUAAAAUAAUAACAUAAUCUAAAUGGGUUGAAUCAGAUAAAUCAAUGAUUUAAUAACUAUUGUUUAGUUCGAAACUUAAUGGAUCAUUUUAAAUCGAAAAUCAAAAACUUGAUUAAUUAGGAUAGUUGAUAUAAACCUUUAAUUAAAAAAUCAUUCUUAUUUUUUAAUAAAUUAUUCCUCAUGAACAAGGAAAUUUUGAUAAUAAUUCAUAAAUUGUAGAUUAAUUAUUAUAAGAACUUGAAUAGGAAAAAAAUUAUAUCAUUAAAUCUUAAACAAUCAAUUAAGAGAUUAUUUUGGCAUUUAAGAAAAUCCUUUAAUAGAUUAUAAAAUUAUUAAAUAAAUUUUAAGUAAGUCUUCAUUCCAAAUUUGGAAUAAAAGCAUUAUAUUAAUUAAAGUUAAUUUUACAGGAUUCUAAUAAAAAAUUAAUAAAACAAAAACCAACUAAUGAAUACUAUUACAAAUGUGUGAGUGAAUUAGAAAAUAAAAUCUUGAGACUUUUUAAGAAAAAUAUAAUUUUUGCAUCUUCUGAAUUAAUUUCUUUAAUAAUUCAAUCAGUUGAUAAGCAUAAAGAAUUAGAAAAUGUUUUAUGUGAUUUGAAAUAUGGGAAUGCAACAUAAUAAGCUAUUUGUGAAAUUUCACAAAUUUAAGAUUUUAUCUCAAAUGAAUAAAUUAAAUAGUUUUUAUAAAAUGUUGUUGAUUAUUUGUAAGAUAAAAUAAAAAAGAAGGAUAUCAAUUUCAAUCUUGGUGAUUUAUAAUUAACAUUAGAGGAAGAAAUGAUUUUAAAAUGCAUAAAUAAUUAGCAUUUGAUAGAAUAUGUAAAAGAAAACAGAAAAUUUUUUAAAAUAAUUUCAAAUUAUAUAUUGGCUAACGAUCCUUUUACCAGUUUGACUUUAAGAUAAUACCAAUCUUUAUAAUCAGCAAUAGAAAUAUCAAUUUUGGCAAUUAAAUUUUGCAAAGAAUCAAGUUUAAAUGAAUUUCUAAGGCUUUUUUUCGAUUUUCAAAUUAAUCGAGAUUCACAAUAACUUAAAUUAUAAUCUUAAUUAAAUUAAUCUGAAUUAUAAGAAUGGAAAAACAUCUUAUAAUUAUUCGAAUGA
This is a messenger RNA of Paramecium sonneborni, 1991 nucleotides long. Lineage: Eukaryota; Ciliophora; Oligohymenophorea; Peniculida; Parameciidae. The record is from the annotation of a GenBank genome assembly.